AAUGAACAGUUUCCCCGUCUGCGUCGUUUCCAUGCCAGCAUGGGAACCACCGUGUCCAAGAGGAAGAAUUUAAGGAACGAUGCGAUAUCCUCUGUGGCAGCAAAAGUUAGAGCAGCACGAGCAUUUGGAGAGUACCUGUCCCACACUCACCCUGAAAACCGAAACGGAUCAGCUCACCUUCUGUGUGAAUCCUUGGUGGGUCCUGAUCCGGAGUCGCCAAGUGACACAAUUGGCCCCAACAGUAACGAUCACUUCAAUCCCUGCUCCGCCACCAAAAGCUAUAAGACAAAACAAGAGCUAGCUAAAGAAAAACUGGGUUUCAUCCAUCCCCCUUCCAAAUCUGUCACCAUUUCUACCAAGUCUACGGGUCUGCCGCUUGAAAGCAGCUUUACAGCAGAGGAAGACCAGAAAAAGACUAUAGAGUGCGCCCUGCAGCCUGCCCGUGUGUACACCAUCACUGCCCAACGUGUUAUGUUGAUGAGCAGUAGCCAGGACAGCAAAGAGAGCCUAGAACUGGACGUCCUAAAGGAAAAGUCGGGGAGUGGUGGGUCUAGAGGGGGCUCGGUUCAGCCCUCCACUUCCCCAUCCUCUGCCUCCUCAUCUCCAACCCAACACAACCGCUCAAGCAGUGGCCGUGGUGCUAACAACUGUAGUGGCGGACACCAUCACCGCUGUAACCAUCACCACGGGAUCCACCAUUAUCACAACGCCACUCUCACAAAUGCACCUUCUAGCAGUGGAGGAAUAAGCGGAGCAAGUGGGAGCAGCAGUAGCAACCAGGUGCAGCCACAGAUACCUGUUGCAGGGUCCCACUCCCAUCACGCAAUGCACCACCACGCCCAUCACCACCAUAAUUUGUCCCAGCCACCUCUUCAGACCUCCGUCAGCGCCCAAAACAUUCGUAGCCUGGGAGAAAGUGGGAAAGGGGAGGCGGAGUACAGGGGGCUGGCUUGUGAAGCAUGCAGCGGUGCUCCCUCUCGUAGCCAAGGCUCCCUGGACCUGGAGAGUACAUCCCGAGACGCAGGCAAGCAGCACCGACGCCUAGAGCGGAUGUGGAGUGUGGACCGGGUGACUGGGCUGGAGAGAGAGGACACGAACUGGUUCCCCAAGGAAAAUUUGUUCACCUUUCAAACAGCCACAACAACUAUGCAGGCGAUAUCGAACUUCCGGAAGCAUCUUCGGAUGGUGGGCAGCAGGAGGAUUAAAGCACAGACGUUCGCUGAAGGUAGAUCGAAGAGUUUCAGCCGUUCCUGGAGCGAUCCCACCCCUGUCAAGACUGACGCUCCUCACGAACCCAAAGAGAGUGGAGACCUGCAGACCUCUAGUAGCACCCUAGAGGAAGGAGGCCCUGAUGAAGCCGCAGACUGGGAGGAGGAGAAAGAGAUGGAGAGGCUGGCCUGUGAGGGGGACGACUUUGUUCCUCCCAAAAUCAUGCUGAUCUCCUCUAAAGUUCCCAAGGCAGAGUACGUUCCUACCAUAAUCCGCAGGGAUGACCCUUCCAUCAUCCCCAUCCUCUAUGACCAUGAACAUGCAACCUUUGAUGAUAUUUUAGAGGAAAUCGAUAAGAAGCUCACAGCAUACAGGAGAGGAAGCAAGUUCUGGAGGAUGCUUAUCUUUUGUCAGGGAGGACCCGGCCAUUUGUAUUUACUGAAGAAUAAAGUGGCGACUUUUGCUAAAGUGGAAAAAGAGGAAGACAUGAGCCAAUUUUGGAAGAGACUGAGUCGCUUCAUGAGUAAAAUCAACCCAGAACCAAAUGUGAUUCACAUAAUGGGAUGCUACGUCCUGGGGAACCCCAAUGGAGAAAAGCUGUUCCAGAAACUCAAGAAUCUGAUGAGGCCUUAUUCUGUCGAGUUCGAGUCACCGCUGGAGCUGUCUGCGCAAGGCAAAGAAAUGAUCGAGAUGUAUUUCGAUUUCCGCCUCUACCGCCUCUGGAAGACGCGUCAACACUCCAAGCUUUUGGACUACGAGGAUUUUUUGUGACGGAGACGUCGGACCCCUCCGGGUGCCGCGAGGACGCUGUAAAAACCUGAACGUUGCUCGGGCGUUGUUCUCGAAACAUCAGCUCCACAUGAACGGUCACACCUGCUUGGGCUGAAAGAGCGAGGAAAGCGGAACGAAGGCGAUGAAGAGAUGCAACUCGGAUCUUCGUCGUUUUCAAAGAGAAGGCCAACAGGAAACACCUAAAAUCUGUCCUUACGCUGGGGGAAAAAACAAAUUAAAUCUUUCUGCCUUUUGAGUUGCUGACAAAAACUGAGA
Molecule: messenger RNA, 2256 nt
Organism: Nematolebias whitei (Rio pearlfish)
Lineage: Eukaryota; Metazoa; Chordata; Actinopteri; Cyprinodontiformes; Rivulidae
Product: NMDA receptor synaptonuclear signaling and neuronal migration factor
Exons: 15
Coding region: 40-1980 (646 amino acids)
Biological process (GO): regulation of neuronal synaptic plasticity; positive regulation of neuron migration
Cellular component (GO): cytoplasm; nucleus
Source: RefSeq, a predicted model, not a curated record